Messenger RNA from Populus nigra (black poplar), 1366 nucleotides. RefSeq names its product staphylococcal-like nuclease CAN2. The transcript has 9 exons. The coding region runs from base 140 to 1147 and encodes 335 amino acids. Gene Ontology annotation, cellular component: cytoplasm. NCBI's taxonomy places the organism in Eukaryota, Viridiplantae, Streptophyta, Magnoliopsida, Malpighiales, Salicaceae. Gene Ontology annotation, molecular function: nucleic acid binding; nuclease activity. The record is from RefSeq and is a predicted model, not a curated record.
CCCAAAAAUCUACACCCGCACCAACCCCCCCCCCCUGUUCUCUCUCCUUCUCAACGAAAACGUUCAAAGGAAACAAUGUUCUUUCUUUCUUGAUAAAUCAAACCUUCUCUUUUAAUAGAAAACAAAUCUCGAAUUGAAAAUGGGAAAUGCCCUGAGAUUCCUGUGUGGGCAUUGUUGCAAACCAACGGAAGCAGGGGACUCUUAUUCAUUGGGACCACACGGUGUAUCAGCAGCCACAGUCGGUGUUUCAGCUCUUGCCCGUGACUUGUUACACUUUGAAAUCACCUCUCAGGUCCCAGAAGGACUUGGCAAGCAUGUGGUUUCAUCCAAGAAGGCUCAAGCUAACUGGUAUAGAAAGUUGUUGGAGGCCUGGAAAGAAGCAAAACCCCCACCAAAAACUCCUGAAGAAGCUGCUAGGCUGGUUAUUCAGACCUUGAAGAGACACCAAAAGGCAGAUGUUGAGGGUUUAUUGGCUUUCUAUGGUCUCCCGCUUCCUCACACGCUUAUUCAAGUUUCUACUGGGAUCCCAACAUCAUUGCCUGAAGGGGUCAAGUUUGAGAUGCCAACACUACCAGUGGAUGCAAAAGCCGUAGCUGAUGGAGACACCAUUACAGUUUAUGUUGGCACGACCGACCCCAGGGAGUCAGCUUAUGUUCCAAGGGAGGUUCAAACGGCAAAUGUUCAGAGAUCUAAAGCUCGUGCAGAGAGGAACUAUGGGAAGGCAGAUGCGCUUCAUAAAAAAAUUGUUGAAGCAGGAUAUCGGGUAUUAAAUAUUCAAAAUCAGGAGAUUCUUGCUCGAAAGUAUCGCAUUCGAUUAAGGGGCAUAGAUGCACCUGAGAGUGCAAUGCCAUAUGGGAAAGAGGCGAAAGAGGAGCUUGCUAAUCUUGUUCAGGGCAAGUGUUUGAGAAUCUUUGUUUAUGGAGAAGAUCGUUAUGGCCGCUGUGUAGGUGAUAUAUAUUGCAAUGGAAUAUUUGUACAGGAAAUAAUGCUCAAGAAGGGGCUCGCAUGGCAUUAUACUGCUUAUGAUCAACGCUGGGAACUAGAAACAUGGGAAAAGGAGGCUCGAGCAAAGCGAGUAGGGUUAUGGGCUUCACCAAAUCCUGAGAAGCCAUGGGAAUGGAGAAAGGACAGACGCGAAGGCAGAUAGUAUUGUCCUAAUUAACCCAUCCAGACAGGCGUGAGUUCUCUUUUGGGUGGGAAGGAGCCUGCCUUGAACCAUAUUACGCCGGCAUGACCCGAACCAGGCUUCAGCAACUAGCAACCCAUUAAUUGUACCGCGUAUGAACUUGGAAUUUGUCUAGAAAUCCUGUACAAAUUUAUGCUAAAUGCUAAUUCAAGUUUUGGUUAUUUAAUGUUGGAUUGAAAA